AUGGUGGUGUUUGACAAAGAAGCGAGCUCAUCCUCACAAACACUCCCGCCUUUUCCUAGAGAAGACACUCCACUUCUAGCCAGACCUCGCAAGCUCUCGUCCCAAGGGAAGACCUUCGCCAACGUCUUCAUAGCCAUAGUGGGUUCAGGCGUGCUGGGUCUUCCGUACACUUUCAAGAAAACCGGAUGGGUCUUCGGCUCUAUCAUGCUCUUCUCUGUGGCUUUCUUCACCUACUACUGUAUGAUGCUCUUAAUUCACACUCGCCGCAAGCUCGAUUCUGUCCAUGGCCUCUCAAAGAUCGCAUCUUUUGGUGACCUGGGCUUCGCUGUGUGUGGCCCAAUUGGACGACUCUCAGUUGACAUCAUGAUCGUGCUUGCUCAGGCUGGUUUCUGUGUGAGCUAUCUAAUUUUUAUAUCAAACACUUUGGCUUUUGUUAUCAACUACUCUGGACCAGAUCGAAUUCUGGGUCUUGCCCCAAAAUCCUUGUACCUUUGGGCUUGUUUUCCAUUUCAGCUGGGAUUGAAUUCGAUUCCUACGCUGACCCAUUUGGCCCCUUUGAGCAUUUUCGCCGAUGUUGUUGAUCUUGGAGCUAUGGGGGUUGUGAUGGUGGAGGAUGUUAUGAUUUUUCUGCAAAAUAGGCCAGCUCUGCAGACUUUUGGAGGCUUCUCUGUUUUCUUCUAUGGUCUUGGUGUGGCUGUUUAUGCCUUUGAAGGAAUUGGAAUGAUAUUACCAUUGGAAUCAGAGGCUAAAGACAAAGACAAGUUUGGUAAAGUCUUGGCCUUGUGUAUGGCUUUCAUUGCUUUGUUGUAUGGAUCAUUUGGAGUUCUGGGUUACUUUGCUUUUGGUGAAGAGACCAAAGACAUAAUCACCACCAAUUUUGGGCAAGGCUUGGUGAGCACUCUGGUGCAGAUGGGUCUCUGCAUUAACCUCUUCUUCACAUUACCAUUGAUGAUGAACCCUGUUUUCGAAGUGGUGGAGAGAAGGUUCAAUGAUUCUAGGUACUGCCUGUGGCUGAGGUGGGUGAUGGUGUUUGUGGUCAGCUUGGUGGCUCUUUUGGUGCCUAAUUUUGCAGACUUUUUGUCUCUGGUUGGGAGCAGUGUGUGUGUUGCUCUGGGCUUUGUGUUGCCUGCUUUGUUUCAUUUGAUGGUGUUCAAGGAAGAACUGAGUUGGCAUGGGAUGCUUUUGGAUGGGACUUUUGUGGUUCUUGGUGUGGUUAUUGGAGUCUCUGGAACUUGGUCUUCAAUAGCAGCGAUUCUUGCACCCACAGCCUGA
This is a messenger RNA of Prunus armeniaca (apricot), 1272 nucleotides long. Lineage: Eukaryota; Viridiplantae; Streptophyta; Magnoliopsida; Rosales; Rosaceae. The record is from the annotation of a GenBank genome assembly.